AUGGCUAUAUUCGUCAUAUACGUCACUUUGAAAAAAAUUAAUGUUAAUUACGUCACUUUGGCAGCUAUAAGCGUUAAUUACGUCACUUUGGUAACAAUACGCGUAAAUUACGUCACUUUGGCAAUCAUAUACGUUAAUUACGUAACUUUGGUGGCCAUAGUCGUAACUUAUGUUACUUUGGCGACUAGAAGCGUCUGUUACGUCACUUUGGCGGCAAUAAGUGUCACUUACGUCAGUUUGGCAGCAAUACGCGUCAAUUACGUCACUUUGGUAACAAUACGCGUCAAUUACGUCACUUUGCCAGCCAAAUGCGUCAAUUACGUUACUUUCGCGGUCAUAGGCGUGAAUUACGUCACUAUAGCAGCCAUACUCGUCAUAUACGUCACUUUUGCAACCAUAGGCGUCAAUUACGUCACUUUGGCAGCUAUAAGCGUUAAUUACGUCACUUUGGCGGCUAUAAGCGUUAAUUACGUCACUUUGCUAACAAUACGCGUAAAUUACGUUAUUUUGACCGCCGUAGGCGUCAUUUACGUAAGUUUUUUUAACCGCGUGAAUUACGUCACUUUGGCUGCCAUAGGCGUCAAUUACGUCAAUUUGGCGGUCAUAACCAUUACUUUUGUCAUUUUAGCAGCUAUAAGUGUCAUUUACAUCACUAUGGCGGCUAUAAACGUAACUUACGUCACUUCAACAAUUAUAAACGUCACUUACGUCAUUUUGGCGGUUAUAGGCGUUAAUUACGUCAUUUUGGCAACAAUAGGCAUAAAUUACGUAUUUUUAGCGCCCAUAGGCGUCAAAUACGUGACUUUGGCGGUUAUAAGCGUCAAUUACGUUAUUUCGGUAACCAUAUACGUGAAUUACGUUACUUUGGCGGCCAUAGGCGUCAAUCACGUCAUUUUGGCUGCCAUAAGCGUCAAAUACGUCACUUUGGCGGCCAUAGGCGUAACAUUCGUCACUUUUGCAGCCAUAAGCAUAACUUAUGUCAUUAUGGCGGUUAUAGGCGUCAUUUAUGGCAGCCAAAGUGACGUAAUUCACGUAUAUGGUUACUGA
Centruroides sculpturatus (bark scorpion) is the source of this 1047-nucleotide messenger RNA. RefSeq lists its product as uncharacterized. The coding region runs from base 1 to 1047 and encodes 348 amino acids. The record is from RefSeq and is a predicted model, not a curated record. NCBI's taxonomy places the organism in Eukaryota, Metazoa, Arthropoda, Arachnida, Scorpiones, Buthidae. The transcript is spliced from 2 exons.